GUCAGAUAAACAAUAGGAAUUGAUUAGUUAAUAUCAUAGGCAGCUAAACAAAAUUAUAUUAAUGGAAGACUCGAGCGAAUCGAGUUGCUCGGCACUCCACCCAGACCCGACGGCAGAGGCGAACAGCGAUACACAGGGACAGCAGCAGCAGCAGGCGGGUGGGGUAAAUAAUACAUUGAAGGCAGACCAAGGCGAGGGGAUGCAGGAGCAGGACGAGGAGGAGCUGGAAGAGAAGCCCAUGUGCAGUGCCGACUGCCAUAAGACAAAGAAACGCUUCACGGUCAAGAAAUGGAAUGCGGUUGCAAUGUGGGCAUGGGAUAUUGCCGUAGAUACCUGCGCCAUUUGCCGCAAUUCGAUAAUGGAUCUGUGCAUCGAAUGCCAAGCGGAUCCCAAUCAAAAUUCCUUCGAGGAGUGCACCGUCGCCUGGGGCGUUUGCAACCACGCCUACCACUUCCAUUGCAUCUCGCGCUGGCUCAAAUCGCGCUCCGUCUGCCCGCUGGACAAUCGCGAAUGGGAGUUCCAGAAGCUGGGCCGUUAGCCUCGGCAUGGCGAACUUGUAAUACGAAAUCGUUGAACGCUGACUCAACGUCUUGAACUUUAUCAUUAUUUUGUGUGUUAAUUAUGCAACGUUUCGGCAACUGGCGCAAGAUGCGGGAGGGCGUGGCAGCGGCCAAUUAUCAUUUUUGUGUGCGCUGGCAACUUUUGCCGGCACUUAAUAAACGAGGCCGCGGAGCCGCCACGGCGUACGCUCCGUCUGCUGUGCAACUCAAAA
Messenger RNA from Drosophila navojoa, 772 nucleotides. Its product is annotated as RING-box protein 1. NCBI's taxonomy places the organism in Eukaryota, Metazoa, Arthropoda, Insecta, Diptera, Drosophilidae. Gene Ontology annotation, molecular function: zinc ion binding. The record is from RefSeq and is a predicted model, not a curated record.